Messenger RNA from Drosophila ficusphila, 868 nucleotides. Its product is annotated as peritrophin-55. The transcript has 2 exons. Lineage: Eukaryota; Metazoa; Arthropoda; Insecta; Diptera; Drosophilidae. Gene Ontology annotation, molecular function: chitin binding. The record is from RefSeq and is a predicted model, not a curated record. Bases 76 to 744 code for a protein of 222 amino acids.
UUGGACCGAAGACAGAGUAGUACCACAGGUUCCCUUGAACAAUCACGGAUAACCAGUCACGGACCCAGCCAAGAAAUGAAAGCAUUCGCAUUGACCCUUCUCAGCCUUUUGGCUUUGAGCCAGGCCCGCAUGGACUACAAGCUGCAGUGCGCCCGCUCCGAGAUCAGCAUCCGCUGGCCGAGCUACCACAGCAACUCGGAGUACUAUGUGUGUCCCAGCGUGAACGGCACCCAGCUGACGGUCCACUGUCCCGCCGGAGAGGUCUUCACCUUCGUCCUGCAGCAGUGCGUGCCACCACGCCACUACAUCCCGGCUCCACCAAUGAAUGUUCUGCCCACCGCUGCUCCCGUCACCCAGCUGCUCAUCGAUGAUGCGCCACCAGUGAUCUCUGGACUGUCUCAGCUGGAGAACGAGACCCCGGAGCACCACGAGCACCACGAACACCACGAGCACAAGGAGCACAGCGAGCACAGCGAACACCACCAUGAGCACCACGAGGAGGAGGCUGAGAUUCACCCCAUUCCACCCACUCCCGCCCCAGAGCCACCAACCCCACCCACCGUUCAGGUUUCCAAGAACGUGGCGCCCGUUCCCAAGAAGCCAACGAAGAUCCCCGUGCCCACCAAGUCCGCCGCGGCCAAGAAGACCGUCGCGGCCAAGAAGCCAGCUCCUCCCACUCCCGCCAAGGCCGCCAAGAAGCCGACGCCGCCCAGCAAGGUCCAGAAGAAGCCGGCCACCGCCUAGAAUCCCCAAAGGAUUCUAGCAUUCCGACUCCGACCGCCAGUUCAAUGCCCAUCGUUCAGCAAGCGGAAUUUCAUUCACUACUCUAAAUAGCAACUUGAAGUAAUUAAAUAUCUAACUGGCAGCC